GGGGCGCAGGGCGUACGGCGGCGACUAGUCAGAGGAGGAAGAACAUGGCGGGCGCGGCGGGGCCUGGGGCCGGUCCGGGCGCAGCGGGCGGAGAUGGAGAUGAUUCGCUCUAUCCGAUCGCGGUUUUAAUCGACGAGCUCCGCAAUGAGGAUGUGCAGCUCCGGCUCAACAGUAUUAAGAAGUUAUCGACUAUUGCUCUAGCCCUCGGGGUGGAAAGGACUAGAACUGAACUGCUGCCUUUCCUUACAGAUACAAUUUAUGACGAAGAUGAGGUGCUGUUGGCUCUUGCUGAGCAGCUGGGAAAUUUCACUGGUUUGGUCGGAGGUCCUGACUUUGCCCACUGUCUGCUGCCUCCUUUGGAAAGCUUGGCUACUGUGGAGGAGACUGUCGUUCGAGACAAGGCUGUGGAGUCCCUGAGGCAGAUAUCUCAGGAGCAUACGCCUGUUGCUCUCGAAGCUCAUUUUGUACCUCUGGUGAAACGCCUGGCAAGUGGGGAUUGGUUCACCUCUCGCACAUCUGCGUGUGGUUUGUUCAGCGUUUGCUAUCCCAGAGCUUCAAAUGCUGUCAAGGCAGAAAUUCGACAGCACUUCCGUUCCCUGUGCUCAGAUGACACACCAAUGGUGCGACGUGCUGCUGCUUCCAAAUUGGGUGAAUUUGCAAAAGUUUUGGAAUUAGACAGUGUGAAAACUGAAAUUGUUCCAUUGUUCACGAAUCUAGCUUCAGAUGAACAGGAUUCUGUGCGCCUGCUAGCUGUGGAAGCUUGUGUCAGUAUUGCCCAGUUACUGUCUCAGGAUGACCUUGAGGCCUUGGUAAUGCCUACACUUCGGCAAGCAGCAGAAGAUAAAUCUUGGCGGGUUCGCUAUAUGGUAGCUGACAAAUUUUCAGAGCUCCAGAAAGCAGUGGGACCUAAAAUCACGCUCAACGACCUCAUCCCCGCCUUCCAGAGCCUCCUUAAAGACUGCGAAGCUGAAGUCCGUGCAGCUGCUGCCCACAAAGUAAAAGAACUUUGUGAGAACCUACCCACUGAAGGUAGAGAGACCAUAAUUAUGAAUCAAAUCCUGCCCUAUGUAAAGGAAUUAGUGUCUGAUACCAAUCAGCAUGUGAAAUCAGCUCUAGCUUCUGUAAUUAUGGGACUAUCGACAAUUUUGGGCAAAGAGAAUACCAUUGAACAUCUUCUGCCUCUCUUUUUAGCUCAGUUAAAGGAUGAGUGUCCGGAAGUUCGUUUGAAUAUCAUCUCCAAUUUGGAUUGUGUAAAUGAGGUGAUUGGAAUCCGUCAACUCUCUCAGUCUCUUCUUCCUGCCAUAGUGGAACUGGCUGAAGAUGCCAAGUGGAGGGUCCGCCUGGCUAUCAUUGAGUAUAUGCCGCUGCUGGCGGGCCAGCUGGGUGUGGAGUUUUUUGAUGAAAAGCUGAACUCUUUGUGUAUGGCCUGGCUUGUGGACCAUGUAUAUGCCAUCCGGGAAGCUGCCACCAACAACCUCAUGAAGUUAGUGCAGAAAUUUGGUACAGAGUGGGCCCAGAAUACCAUCGUCCCUAAAGUGUUAGUAAUGGCGAAUGAUCCUAAUUACCUGCAUAGAAUGACCACUUUAUUCUGCAUUAAUGCCCUGUCUGAAGCCUGUGGUCAGGAAAUAACCACUAAGCAAAUGCUGCCCAUCGUGUUGAAAAUGGCAGGAGACCAAGUGGCCAAUGUCCGCUUCAAUGUGGCCAAGUCACUACAGAAAAUUGGACCAAUUCUAGAUACCAAUGCCUUGCAGGGGGAAGUGAGACCAGUGCUGCAGAAGCUGGGUCAGGACGAAGACAUGGAUGUCAAGUAUUUCGCCCAGGAAGCCAUAAGUGUUCUUGCGUUGGCAUAAAAGAGGAACAGGAGGGAAAAGCCUUUACUAAAUUCUUAUCACAGAUCUCUAGUCAAUGUGUUCUUACACUGGGUGGAGAAACAUGGAAACCUUCAAGAUCUCAUCCAAGCAAAUGGCAACAACUUAGAAGAAAUCAGAUUUCAGUGACUUGAUCCUUUGUAAACAUGAACUGAGAAUGGUUUUCUUGUCUCUGUCGGGAUAACUUUAAAGCCUUCUGCUGACCAGGCACUGGUACCCCUCGCACAGUCCCCCCUCAAUGUCUCCCAGUGCUUUUUCCUGCACCAUUGAGGCUCCUGCCUCCUCCUUUUUGAGUCAGGCCCCAGCCACUUAAGAUUCCUGACAGAGCCUGGAUGGAUUUGGACCCCGACAAAGUGGAGUGAUUCUCUUAUAUUUACACGUCUCUGUGCUUCUAGCAUUCCAAUGUUCAAAGUAAAUGGUUUAGAAUAACUUACUUAUAAUUGUCCUCUUGGGAGAUGAUACUGAGACUUGACUGUAGUGAAAGCCACUUUCUGGUGACAAUGGUUCACAUCAGUGACUCACACGAAAGGAGAUGUGGAAGGUUAAUGUAUUGGUUGGUCUGGUUUUCAUUUGCUCAGUUUCGGCUGUAAUCAUGUCAUGCAGAAGCCUGAAGUGGGUUUAUCUUGCUGCUAAUGUGUGAUGUUGAAAGGUAUCAAUUUCAAUUUCAACAGCUCAGCAUUGUGACUGCCUUCAAAACUCAUAAGGAACUUUAGUGCCUCCUACUACACUAUGGUUCUACUGUUUCAUUGUGAAGUUUUAUGUUUCAAGUAAGCGUAGAAACCACUGGUCCCUGGUUCUGCUUCCAGCGAUGUUAGUUAGCAUCUUGCCGUUGCUACACUGUGCAGUAUCAAACUGAAGUUUUGCUGCUCAGUGUCAGUGAUGCUGGAACAUUUUUUUUACUUUUGCACUAAAAACUUCAUUAAUUUAUCCUGAAAUUUAAGGUAGUAAGUAGGUAAAGCUGAAGGGUUUGCUGAAGCAAAUUGUUUAUGGAAGGCUACUUGACACUGUUUAGGAAGCACCCGCUUAUCAGUGGGCAUGCUGAUUGCCCAUCACCCUGUCCCGUUAGAACGCCCUCCUUCCGUGAGCAGCUCUGACAGGGUCCCACCCUUUCUGGUGACUCUUCUGGAUUAUUUACGUGUCUCUCACCGAACAGACUCCUUGUUUCCAGUGGACUCAGUCAAUGGGGUUCGUCUGCAGCCUGGUUUUCUCAGUGUGCCUCACCAUGUAGUUUGCUGUUUCCAUUUUAGUUUCUGAAUUGUUGAUUUUACUUACAAACUCUUUUAGAUAUAAUAAGCCCUGCUCUGUUUUGUGAAGGCCCAAAGAUACCUACAAAACUUUGUACAUUAAACAUAAGUUACAGAAAACCAAGUUUGUGUAAAUGCUUUUAUCAUACCUUAGAAAAACAGAACAGAAAAUUUCUCUCAGAGAUUGUGUGCCUUUAUUUUAAACUGCUGGAUUACUUUGUAGUAAGUUUCCAUUUUAUGUGUUCUAGGGUGAAGGUAUGAAUAUUUUCCUAAGCAAAAAGAUUCUCAUUUUAGUGCCUUAAAUUACUGUGCUGUAAACAUAGUUUCUUUUUGGCAUCACCUGCAGGCUAUAUUCCUUUUUAUUGAGUUUUAUGUUUGGAAGAUUAUUGUCUUGAUUUUGGUUGGAAAUGCCACAUGCUACACUCACUUGGGAAUAAACUUGGAAAGCAUCCCUGUCUUGCUACCUCCAGCCUUGUGCAUUUACCUUUCUGCCAAAGAUUACUGAACGUUAAAGGGGGGGGGGGGGCAGUGAACCCUUGUCUUCUCAAAUAAAGGUCAUAUAGCAUACAGGGCCUGUUUUUGGGUGGCCAUUACAGGCUUCACUAUUCUUUCUGAUGUACACAGUGAACUUCCUUGUGGUGCAUAGCAGCUGCUCUUCAGCUUCAACCUGGCCAUUUUCUUCACAUACUACUGUUUAUACUUGAUUUCUUCACAAGCUCCUUGAUGCUGGUUUGGUCUGUUUUGUGUUGUACUGCUGCCUAGACCAGUGUCUGGUGUGUAUUGUUGGUGCUAUUAAAAUCCUGUUCACUGAGUGA
Arvicola amphibius (Eurasian water vole) is the source of this 3927-nucleotide messenger RNA. It is a transcript of the gene Ppp2r1b, whose product is annotated as protein phosphatase 2 scaffold subunit Abeta. Gene Ontology annotation, biological process: protein dephosphorylation. The record is from RefSeq and is a predicted model, not a curated record. Lineage: Eukaryota; Metazoa; Chordata; Mammalia; Rodentia; Cricetidae. Gene Ontology annotation, molecular function: protein phosphatase regulator activity; protein binding. The coding region runs from base 45 to 1850 and encodes 601 amino acids. The transcript has 15 exons. Gene Ontology annotation, cellular component: cytoplasm; protein phosphatase type 2A complex.